This is a messenger RNA of Morus notabilis, 1511 nucleotides long. RefSeq lists its product as uncharacterized. Gene Ontology annotation, molecular function: glycosyltransferase activity. Bases 48 to 1448 code for a protein of 466 amino acids. The transcript is spliced from 2 exons. The record is from RefSeq and is a predicted model, not a curated record. Lineage: Eukaryota; Viridiplantae; Streptophyta; Magnoliopsida; Rosales; Moraceae.
AGUCCGAAGAAUAUUGUUGUUGAUCUUUUUUUUUUUUUUUUCCGCAAAUGGCGGCGAUGAAGAAGCGAGAUUCAGCGGCGAUAGUGAUCAGUAUGGUGUUGUUGUUGCCUUAUUUCGUUAUCCAGAUCAAAUUCUUCUCAAAUUCAAAGUUGAACGUAAGCGUCGCUGAUCAUUCAACCAAGUCUCUUCAAGAAAGCAAACAUUUGGAAGCGAAGACAAUCAGCAGCAGUCGGGACCCACAACAGAACCGACCUCUAUAUUCUUCCCACCGAAAUAGGCGAAUCGUGUGCAAUCGAUCUCACGAUUCCUACGACACCUGCGACGUCAAUGGUCCAACGGUGUUGGACCCCACCACGUCGACAUUUUUCCUAACAGACCCAUCUGGCCCAACAGUGGUGGAAAAAAUCCGGCCCUACCCACGAAAGUUCGAGAAUUCCACGCAGUCCAGAAUAAAGGAGUUGACUCUCGUUUCAGGCCCAAAAGGCCCACCAUGCCAAGUCCAACACAAUGCUCCGGCGCUAGUAUUCAGUGCGGGAGGGUACACUGGAAACUUCUUCCACGAGUUCGGAGACGGGAUAAUCCCGCUCUAUAUCACAAUCAAUACGCUCUUCAACAACCGUCGCCAAGACGUCGUCCUCGUGAUUUCCAAAUCUCGCGAUUGGUGGGUCCACAAGUACUCGGAAGUUCUCCAGAGCCUUAGUAAACACCCAAUCAUAAACCUCGACAACGACACCGUUUCGCAUUGUUUUCCCUACGCUAGAUUGGGUCUCAUCUCCCAUGGCUUCAUGACCAUAAACCCUAAUUUACUCCCAAAUCCAAAAUCCCUAAUUCAAUUCCGAGAUUUCCUUGACAAAUCCUACAGCCAAAAACCAAUCUCCAAGAGCUCCAUACCCAAUCCAUCUAAGACUCGGCCUCGACUCGUUCUAGUGAGUCGAACCGGCAACGUCGGCCGAGUUCUGUUGAACCAGGAAGAGGUAAGGAAAGAGGCAGAGAGAUUAGGAUUUGAUGUGGUCGUGUUCGACCCAUCACCUAGUACGCCUCUGGGAUCAGCGUACGAUCUAAUUAAUUCGAGCCACGCGAUGGUUGGGGUCCACGGGGCUGCGUUGACCCACUUGCUGUUUUUGAGGCCGGGGUCGACUUUUAUUCAGGUGGUGCCACUUGGCGUGGGCUGGUUGGCGGAGGUGUGCUUCGGAAAACCGGCCAGAGAGAUGGGGUUGGCAUAUGCGGAGUACAGGAUCAUUGCCGAGGAGAGUAGUUUGGUGGAGAAGUAUGGGAGGGAUGAAAUGGUCAUCAGAGAUCCGGUGGGUUGGAGAGGGAAGGGUUGGUCCAAUGAGGUUAUGAAUGUGUACUUGAAGGAACAAAAUGUUAGAUUAAAUUUGGAUCGAUUCAGAGGGUACUUGAAAGAAGCUUAUAGAAAAUCAAGGAAGUUUAUGAAGAAGGAAGGGUAGAUUAAUAUAUAGUGGAUGAUUAAUGGAUUUUUGCAAGUUUGGAGUAUGAUAAUGGAAUUAAAC